Molecule: messenger RNA, 9531 nt
Organism: Pieris napi
Lineage: Eukaryota; Metazoa; Arthropoda; Insecta; Lepidoptera; Pieridae
Gene: cic
Product: protein capicua homolog
Exons: 31
Coding region: 447-5513 (1688 amino acids)
Biological process (GO): regulation of transcription by RNA polymerase II
Cellular component (GO): nucleus
Molecular function (GO): DNA-binding transcription factor activity, RNA polymerase II-specific; RNA polymerase II transcription regulatory region sequence-specific DNA binding
Source: RefSeq, a predicted model, not a curated record
UUGAGUGGAAAUUAUAAUGCGCUCAGCUAGGCCAGUCGUGAUGUAGAUUUUUUUGGUGUGGGUGUUUUGUCUCGCGAUGUCAAACGCUUCAAUGAUCAUUAUUUUUAAGUGGAUGUGGUAGAUCUAAAAAUCAGUGCAAAACGUUGAUAAACUGAACAAUUCUAGUUCUGAUAAAGUGUUGGUGGAUAUUGUAUAUCAUAACGAAGUGAACAAUAGAGUGCAGUGAAGGCAGAUAAUAAAUUGGUGGGGGGCUGUUAAAAUACUACGUUAAGAUAGUAACAACGUUUUACUACUCGUGAGGUGUUCGCUCAUAAAAUUUCUCAUCUCGCUGCGAGUGCGAUCCGGACUACCAUUUUGUUUUAUUAUGUGGUUUGGUUGUUUACGUGCAUCGUGUUCCUGGGAAUGGCAAAGGACGGCGCAAUGAGUGAGCCGUGGUAGCGGCGGUGAUGCAGCGCGCUCAAACGAGCGGCGCGGGCACGCAGCCGCCCAGCUCCACGCGGCAUUAUCGCGCGCACUCGCAUUACCCUGAUAUAGACGAUCAGAUCCCAGCAUCGGUGAUUAGUAGUGUGGGAACAGUGAGUUUGUCACAAUCAAGUACCAAUCCAACCCCAAAUAUAACAAUGGCUAAUCCGACUACACCUAAUACCAACGGUGGUCAACCUGCUCAACAAACUCCAACGCAGGCACCGAUCCGCAAUUUGCCGAAGAAACGGAAAUUGGCGCCAUCUGAACUAGAGGAGAUAGAAAGGAAUUGUAUGAACAGCCUCACUGAAAGAAAUCUAAAUGUCCAAGUUUCAGCUCCGUCAGUUGAAUACACGCCCACGUAUCAGUCUAUUCUCCAACCUUCGCCGAUCGUGCGAUCGUCACCGAUAAAACAAACAGAAUACAUCUCUUAUCCAAACAUAGACUUAUCUGAGUGGCGGGAUCACAGAGUCUUAGCGAAACAGCGCGGAAUUUACACGCCGGGGGUCAUUCGACAGGCAGAGGGUUGUAAAGUGAUAGUGGAAUUGGAUGGACAGGAAAAUGAAGCGAUUGAAUAUGGUAAUGUGUUUGGUGCAAAUAAGUAUGACGUUAUCAGUGAUGCGAGUCCCCAAUUGAGUCAUAUAUCUAUUGGGUCUUCGUGUGUCGUUAGGACUGAUGCUAGUCGGGACAGUGUUCAAAACGUGUUUGUAGAAGGUUACGUGUUCGAAAUACAUAAUUCGCCUAUCAGGAUUCGAGUACAGGUCAUUGACGGUGAAGGUAUAAAGGACACGGUUGAAGUGAAAAGAGCUGAUAUCCGUCUACUGCAGCCUCCCUGGGCUGACGAGUUAGAAGAUGCUGGUUCGCACGCGGCCAUGAUGCCCCAGCAUUUGCGGAUACAUCCCGUUUCUACCUGUGUACCGUACUCCAUGGGCGGUGGGGAGUUUGUGACGUCAUCGCCUUUAGCUGGUGCAGGGCAAGUUGUGACAGUUGGUGCCCUCUCAAAUGGUUCCAGGCCAUUUGAUGAUUAUGGAGAAAGUGAUGAUGACCUGCCAAGGGAGGAUAUCAUGUUUCCUACUGAUGCCUCGCAUAUGGAUUGCAGCAAUAGUAAACGCAGCAGUCUCCAAAGCCGAGGAAGUACAUCGAGUCUCAUAGAAGGGAGUCUUACUCCGCGAUCUCAACCGCCUACACCCAGAUCUCAAGCAGCAACGCCACAUAAGUACAAAAAGGGCGAUGUUGUAUCCACACCCACUGGUAUUCGUAAGAAGUUUAACGGGAAGCAGUGGAGGCGGCUUUGUUCAAAGGACGGCUGCACAAAGGAGAGUCAGCGCCGCGGCUUUUGUUCCCGCCAUCUAUCGUUGCGAGGUGUACCUAGGUCCUCCAAUACACCGCUUGCGCAGGGAGCAACACAUACGCCCCAACAGAGAAGCAGCAGUAAAUCAUUGUCGUCAAGUGGUACGGGGAUCGAAGGGGAUGAAACUUCUCGUGAGUCAGACACAACUCCACCUAACUAUCGCGUUGCGGGGCGCUUUGACCCCGACGAAACCGAGGCUGCUAAUAUGCUGGUUUCCCUGGGCAGCUCUCGCUCCGGCAGUCCGGGAGCGUCCCCAGUAGGCGAUAACGUUUUUGUCCCCAUUUCCUCACCACAACCGCCUGCAGCGCCGCCACACCAUCUUAUAAGGCCCGAGUUGGUGCGACCAGGCAGAAUGAGUUCGCCAGCCUGUAUUGCUACUAGUGUUAUCAGACUAUCUCCAGCCCCUACUUACCAUUAUCAAUAUCAGGAGCGGAACGGCCCAAUCCAAUCCACCCAAUCCAAUAUAAUAAGUAUACAGUCAUCCGGGAUCAAUAUACCCAGCAGUAUACAGUCAAACUUCACACCGCCCCUGAAUUCGACCCCGAACCACUCCAUUUCCAUUAGUAUGAACCAAAGUUUGUCAAAUAUAAGAAAAGAUGAACCACACAAUUUGGUCUUGCAAAGAAGUAUUCCGGCAAAUGGCAUGGAUAUUGACAUGUAUCGGGGUCAACAUUUGAGGAAUGGAUUGCAUGAUAUUCAGUAUCGACGCGAAGAGAUGACGUCACCGGGUAACCAUGAAAAUUUUCAGAAUAGACGAGUCUCGGAGUAUGACGACGACGACCACUCCGUCCCACAAACGGAUGGUCACCGUGCUGACCCACGUCCCAUAGAACUCUCCGAGGCUCGAAUGGACGAGAAGAGAAUUGUCAAACCGGCCCCUUUACAGGCGCGUCUCGUGUCCCUUUUGGACACAGAUUCAAGGGAUUCGGUCAAACGUUACUACGUGAUACCACAGAAUAGUAUCGAAAAGAAAAUCGUGCUGAUUAAGAACGAGCCGACGGAAACUAUGCAAAUAGAUCACAAAGCGCAUCAGCUAGCAAUGCCGCUUAACGAGCCCGAGUCCGAACCAAGGGGACUAGACAAUGGCGACCAUGUAAAUAAUGUGAAUAGUAGUGCAGUUAUCGUCCACCCCAGUCAGCUGUUACCCGUAUUACCAGCACCUAACCCUCACACAGCUAUCAUUGUAUCCACAAGCGGCGUCAAUGGCAGCGUGUUUCCCUGGCAGUCCCUAGUGCCCUUACUGCGUGCGGCGUCUCCUCCCGCCGCGGCGCCCGCUCAACCCCCUUCGCCUCGUACACCCCGCACCCCGCAUACACCCCAUACCCCACAUACACCGCACACGCCGCAUAUUAAGAGUGAGGAAAUCAAGGCAGAGAGUAACGUUACAGAUACCGUAACAUCGAUGUGUACAGACGAAGAUGAUGAAGUAUUUGAAUGUGAAGACAAUACUCCGAAUUGUGGUGAUAAUACUAACAAUCGUCGAACGCAGAGCCUUUCCUCUCUCAGUCAGCCUGGAGGGCCAGAAAAGAAAGAACGUCGCAUCCGCCGUCCAAUGAACGCGUUUAUGAUAUUCUCUAAACGGCAUCGACAGGUGGUCCAUCAAUUACAUCCCAAUCAGGACAAUCGUACUGUUAGCAAGAUUUUGGGAGAAUGGUGGUAUGCCCUCAAACCUGAUGAGAAACAGAAGUAUAAUGAACUCGCUAGUGAGGUUAAGGAAGCACAUUUCAAAGCACACCCUGAAUGGAAGUGGUGUAACAAAGAUCGUCGUAAAUCUUCAAGCAGCAGGGAUCCCACGGGUUCUAUGCCACAGAGUCCUCGAACGCCGUCUGAUGUAAUGACCAGCGGUUUGCCGACUAGUGGACCUGAAAUUACUAUGAAUACUAACUCAUACACUCACAUCGCUUCGCCUCAACUUAGCGACGAUGAACCUAUGGUAACCCAGACUAUAGAAGAGCCUCCACCAGCCGGAGGAAAUGAGAUGGACCUGAAGUGCGGAGAGAAAGUCAACGAUUCAGACUCUGAGGGCAUCGAGGCGAGAGAAUAUUUGACGCAUCAUGACCACACAAGGCGGCCUAAGGCCAUCAAGGCUAGAGCUGGAUCAUCUGAUAAUCUACUGGGUAUAACAGCUUCGAGUCCUGGCGGGUCCAAGGUAUUUCAGCCCACGGGAGGUGCAUUUAAGUCUACACAUGCUGAUAGUGGAGAUAACCACAGACAAUGGACAGCAUUCACAGCCGUAAAAUCCACUCUACCAGUGCCAAGUUCGCCUCACACAAGCACACAGAACAUCACUAACAGUGUUCAAGGGAUUUCUCUAAACACACCCAAUAUAUCGACACAAACAGCACUAGAUAACGCAAUUGCGUCGAUAAUAAACAGUCCAUCGGCCAGUAGUGGUGUGCAAGUAAUAUCGACUGGAAUGUCUAAUCCGACGAUGUCGACAAGUGCCUUGAAUAACGCACUGUUGAAGAGUGUCACGCUGGUUAAUCGGAAUUUCAGUGAUAAUAAACCUACAGGACCAAUUACGCUCUCGGUGGAUGCAUCAGGCAACUUGUUUAUAAAGACAAGCCAACCCAGUGAGCCAGCCAAUGAGCCAAACAGACUUCACUACGUGCAGUUACAACGGCUUUACGUACCUUCAUUUACUACUGAAGUGGAAUCAAAUCAAAAUCAGACGCAAACCCAAACAGUCCAGAGUGCUCCUCCAUCUGUUAUAGUGUCACAGAGCAAUAACAACGUUAACAAUAACAAUGUGAACAACAACGCACCACAGAGCAAACCAACUGAAUGGGAUAAUGUGGAGGAAACUCGUCCUUUCCCUCUCGCACCUACUCCAGCGCAAUUGGGACGCGCGCCAUUACAAAAGAGACUCAGUCGAGGCACUUCAACGGGUUCAACAGGUAGCGUCGACCAGAGUGUACCGCGGUCAGAGAGUAACUCCACCCCCUUUGAUACGCAAGAGCUGAUACAAUCGCCCAAGAAACUCGAGAACUUGCCCAGUCCAUUGCUGAAGAAAACCCUGUUUAAGAAAGGCAAUGAGGAUGGAAGAGAUAAGGUGCUAGAGACAGUUAACUUUGAAGCCAAGUUCAGUACGUUACCACAGUUCAAACCCGAUGCCUGCAGUCCCAGUGGUAUGGUUGUACCACGAAGUCCACAGCUAUAUCUCAGGAAGAAACAUAAAAUGGAUGACGAGACAACCGUUGUGACGCCUCAAAUAGAAGCGGAGGUGCUUAAUGGAAAUGGAAUCCCGACUCCCCAUUCGUACGGCACACCACACACCACCACUAAACUAGUGGGGAACACUUUCUUCGGGCCCGACUUCAACAUUGACACUUUUAGAGUGUCAGAGAGUAUGGAAGAAAUGUCUCCCCGUACACCGUGUUCUGCACCUGGAUCUGCUGCGUGUUCGGGUGCGAGAGGAGAAGCUGGACACAGAAGAGUAUUGGAACAGAGGCGACAUCUAGUGCUCAAACUGUUUCAGGAACACGGCAUGUUCCCUACUACGCAGGCCACUACUAGUUUUCAGGCGGCCCACACAGACAUAUUCCCGACCAAGAUGUCCUUGCAGUUAAAGAUUCGCGAGGUGCGACAGAAACUGAUGGCCCAGUCAAAUCUCACUCCGCACUCGGACGUCAACACGCCUACUAACAUUAACUCUCCGCUCGUAUCCAGCACUCUGCAGCCGACGUCAACGGCCAGUUAGCGAUGCGGUUACACACUCUCCAUUGUGGUGCGUCAUUGAAUUGCAAGAUGUUUGACCAUACCAGAUAAGGAAUGUUUUUGGUUCGGUAUUGUUAUGAAGAGGAUAGACUAAUUUUAUUUGAAGCUCAGAAGUUGUGGUCAAUCGUUUCCUUCUAGAACUUAUUAUUACUUCUGUCGUUGCACUGGUUUAUAGUCAACUAAGGUCCAUGCAAUUCUAAAUCGUAUUUCGACUCAAUAUCGUAUUGAAUCGCUGUCAAAUUUGAUACAGAAAAAAUGGUUUGGCAGCUCUUGAAUUAAAGUUUGACGUUCCUACGGGCCUAAAUGUUAUAAAUUAGAUUUUUUUUUCAUAUGAACCUGUGUACAUAUCAGCUCUUUCAAAGAAUAUGUAUGUAUAGUCUAUUCUCUAUAAUCUGUGAUGAUUUGAAAGUACAGGAAAUUGGAUUCUAAUAGAAGCGAUACGCAACAGUAAAAAUCACGAAUCAGUAUAAGAUUUAUAAGUUCGUACUGCAAUGGAGCUAUUUUCAAUUGAUACUUGUGGUAUGCAUUUAAAUGAUGCAAUUGGUUAUUAAGUAACCGAAUAAUUAGGUUAAGAAAAAAAUACAAAAAUAAAUAAAAAAUGUUAAGUGCGUGAGUGUUAUGGUACGCGGUUGUGUUAUUCACAGUUUUAAAAUAUGCACUUUUCUCUAAUUCAUUCGGAUACAGCUUCAUACAGAUAUUUUUACUCUAAGCACCUCUCAGAUUUAAGCAGAUUCUUAACUAAUUAAGUCCGAUUUAGCAGGCACUAAUGAAAAUAGGUUGAGUAGGUGGGAGGUGAUAACAAUUGUUAAAUGUGGGUAAAUUGUUUACCAAUUGCGAAUUAUAUGAAACAUAAAAUACGAUUUAUAUAUGUAUUCAUAUAGUUAUCAUAUACUCAAACGUGCACGAUCUCAAUGUUUAUUGUAUUUCGUUGGAAAUAUUUGUAUAAAACAUAUGUAUAGUACAUGUAGUUAAGGGAAUGAAGGAUGUAUAUCCUUAACAUUUGGCUCUUCGUCAAAUUUCUGUCUGAAUAUGCAAGGGUCAAUAAAUCAGAGGUAUUUAAAGUCCUCCCCCUUCUAGGAUUUCAAGGAGAGUUUUAAGCUCUGAGUUUUAUUGGUAUUUGUGUCUUUAGACAUGGUUAAAUUCAGAGAAGUGUGAACUAACACGGAGUGUUCAAUAUCACUUAGUUCACACCAAGGUUUUAAUUCAGAGUCGAGACUCCCUAGAGACUAUUCAGAGAAAUAGGACACCUGUAUGAAAAAAUCCAUUAAGUUUUAGACAAUAUAACUCAGCCAGUCUCGACUUUGAGUCUAAUUCUUAAACUGUCUUAAAUCACAAUCUACAAGAGUACCAAAUGUUAUUUGCAAUACGGACUGUGUAUAAUGCCCCAUUCAACGUCUCGUUUAACUAACUUUAUUUAAAACUACAAAUAGUCAAAGGAAACCUAUUAUAUUGCUUAAGAAAUAACCACACUGAAUUCUUAAAUACAACAUCUUAAUGUUUAAAGAAAUAUUAAUUCUGAUGACUCGAAUGGGGCGAAAUUUGGUGCAAACAAUCGUUUAGGCAUUAAUCUUUAUAAUUUUCUAUUUUAUGUUGUGAUGUUCGUCUUCCACGCGUUUGAAAAAAAAAAAUCAUUUUAUAAAAUGAAUAUCUACUUAUUUAAAUCUUUAUGUACAGUGGUUUAAGUGGCAAGUGGUCGAUUAGUUGCCAUGUAAUAUAAGUUUUUUAUUUAGUGGUGCUUAUGUUAUAGCAACGUACAGAGCGACAUUUGUUUAAUAAAAGCUAAGUUUAGUUUUGAAUGAUGCUUAAGUUAAUGUCGCUCCAAAUUUUGCUAAAGCUUAGCUGAUUACGAAAAAAAUAAUUUAGGAAUAUGAAUGUUACAUAACAACUUAAAUUUUCUGAAAUAUUUUUUAUUUAUAUGAUUUAUUAUCUUGCUUAACCUUUGUAGAUUUGGCUGUUAUUUUUAUAGUUUUAGAGAUAUAUAAUUAUGGACAUUUCACAGAAUCAGCUCAAAUCAUUAAUGAUAGCUAAAUCAAUAUUUAUACAAUCUCACUGUAAAUAUUAAUGAAAUUUUAACUUAGCCUUAAGUAUUCCUGGCUCUCAAAGUAAUUAGGGUUUUUAUUUAGAAUGCUAAUUUUAGAUGAGAUAUAUUAUUUAUACUCGAGAAAUUUUCGGCCAAUACAAAUGUUUAUAUGAAAAAAAAACGUAUUUUUAAAAUGAUCUCUUUCGAGUUAGAAUAAUUGCUUUAGGAGUCCGGAAGUGGAGAGAAUUUAUUAAAUCUAUAAUGUAAGAGAAUAUUUUCGCACUGUUAAAUCUUAUCUUUAUAGGUGUAUGUAAAAUGUGAACUUAACGACUUAACAGAGAUCCGAAUCUAAACGAGAUGCGGUUGAAUUGUCUUAGAGCAAAAAUAAAUUAAACAUUGAUAAUCCAAACGAUCUGGCAUAAAGAGCUGAUCAUGCUUGUGAACAAAAAUGAUUAAUGAAAUAGCUAUAUCUGACGGUAAGACCAAUGUGGUUUAUAAAAACAACAAUGAAUUAUUUAAUUUAAACAAUCGCAAAAUAAGACAAUUCAACUGUUUGUUCGAUCUGAAGCUAUUCGAAAAUAGACGAAGCAAAAUGAUUAAUAUAGUCAAUUUAUUGUUGGUGUAAAUGUGUGUAGCAGUUGUUACCAUACAGUCCCCUCCAAAUCCAAAUUAUGUGUGAUUGUAGAAUGUGUGUUAUAAUAGAGCAGCAUCUUCAACUUUAUGUUUUAUUUCCGACCAUGUUUAUCUGUCCCGGUAAAAGAUGCAAUUUAUUAACCACAUAAUUAUGUGAUACCAUCUUGUCUUUUUUCGAGGGUAUUUAACAAUAGCUGACAUGAGUAAUUAUUUACAAUAGAUAUUAACUAUAUACUUAUCAGUAGAUAAUUCCAUUUUUCAUGACUAGAUUAAUUACAUAUUCUAAUUGCCUCUUAUAUUUCCAUAUUAUACACAUGUUUCAGAUGGGAUAUAAGAAUUUGGGAUUUAUCAAAUAUUUUUUAUUAUUCAAUAGCAUCCUUUUAACUACAAUUGGCCUAAUUAUAUUAAACUUAUUUUAAUGAUGUGGAACUAUAAGAGGUAAUAAAGAAAGGAUUAUAAUAGAAUAAUUAUUAUACCAUAACAGAUAGGAAAAUUAAAUAUUGUGAUUAUAUUUGUCAUAUCCACAAAUUACCCUAUUACAUUUUAUGUUUUACUUGCACUUUAGUGAAAUAUAAUUUCAUCUAGUUUAAAGGCCUUGUCAAAUCUUAGAAAUAAUGUCAAAUCAUUAUUUUCAUCAGGAACUUAUUUCAUUCAAAACCGGGUACAUUAAAUCAAUUGCACAUUUUGACAAGACCUCGAAAUUAGGAGUUUAUAUUGAUGUUUCAAUUUGCUUACACAGUCCACUUUUUGUUUGUCCGUUUCUAACUUUGAAUGUAUUUUGUGUUGUCAAUAACAAAUAUGAAAAUCUUGAUGCUGCAUAUUACUAGUGCCUUAUUGACUCUCAGAACUUAGAAUAGUGUACAAAACAUUUGCGCCAUAUACAAACCUAGGCUUUGUUAGUCAAUAUGGUUAAUAAGCAGUUUCUUUUUAGACUGAUUUUACUUUGUUGCAUAUAACGUUGUAAUGUUAUACUUUUAAGGUAUAGAUAUAAUUUUGAAAAAAACAUUUUAAAUGGAAGCAUUUCAUAUUCGUUAUUUAUUUCUUCUAAAUAAGCUAUUAGUAUAAUUGUUUAGUCAGAAUGGUGUACUUUGUAAAUAACUUAUUUAGAUCAGUUUAUUUUAGAUUUAAGUGUUUCAAUUUAAUGUAAAUUAGAUUGCAUUAGAUAAACCUAAAAUCAGAAACAUUGUAGGGGAGUUUUUUAAUUAAUCCAGUUUAUGGACCAAUAAUCUUUGUAAUGGAAGUGAAGACAUCAAAAACAAAUUUAUAGACAAAACAGAUACUGGACAUACUGUUCAAGCAUAUUGGAUCAUUGUAUGAACUUAUGUUUAAACAUAAAAACUAAAAAACA